Penicillium macrosclerotiorum is the source of this 438-nucleotide messenger RNA. RefSeq lists its product as uncharacterized. The transcript has a single exon. The record is from RefSeq and is a predicted model, not a curated record. Bases 1 to 438 code for a protein of 145 amino acids. Lineage: Eukaryota; Fungi; Ascomycota; Eurotiomycetes; Eurotiales; Aspergillaceae.
AUGGUCAGCAUUAAGUUGAGCUCGCACUAUCGAGUGAUUAUCGAGACUUGCCGAGUUGAACCCGACGACCCACGAUCCACCGUCUUUGAUCAACGAUCAACGGUCACCGGUGACGUGAUCAAUGAACGGGGAUCUCCUAUCCAUCGCGGGGCAAUGAAUCGUUUCCCAUUGCGAAUCGGAAUGUCGGCAAGUUGGCUAUGGAAGAUGGCUGAUUGGUGGUGGGAGACCGUGGAGGGCGUGGACGAAGCAGGAAGCGGGUGUCGGCAUCGACAACCUCGUGACGAUGCUGUCGAGCGUGAAUCUCAUGGUCUAAGCACCGUGCUGGACGCCCUGUCAACCCAAUUAGCAUUAGCACAGAAUACUAAUUCUUGGCUUUGGGAAUAUGAAGCAAACGAGAUAUUUACAUUUGUGGAUAUAGAGAGGCAAGACCCGCGAUAA